Paracoccidioides lutzii Pb01 is the source of this 3273-nucleotide messenger RNA. RefSeq names its product CTD kinase subunit alpha. The record is from RefSeq and is a predicted model, not a curated record. Gene Ontology annotation, molecular function: cyclin-dependent protein serine/threonine kinase activity; cyclin binding; ATP binding. Bases 1 to 3273 code for a protein of 1090 amino acids. Gene Ontology annotation, biological process: positive regulation of transcription elongation by RNA polymerase II; transcription elongation by RNA polymerase II; protein phosphorylation. The transcript is spliced from 3 exons. Gene Ontology annotation, cellular component: nucleus; cyclin/CDK positive transcription elongation factor complex.
AUGGCUGGGUCCCGUAGGAAUCCGCUGAUGAAAGACCAGUGGAGAGCCGACGACGACCCUAAAGACAGAGACCACGCACUGCCACAUCCUAGAGAAAAAGACAGGGACCGAGACCGGGAACGACCUGAGCGGCGUCCGCGAUCACCACCGCCCUCGCGUCGUGGGGCAGCCCGUGGCCACGAAAGAACGAGAGGGCGCGGUGCUUCCUUUGCUCACCAGAACCAGUCGUCCCGUCGCCCCCAACCCGGCCGGAGGGGCGAUCAUAAAAAGCACAACAAUACUAGUAAUAGGAAUAGACGGUUUUCUCCUCCAUUUCACAACAAGGCCGUAGACUCAGAUUUACGAGAUUCUACACGUCAACCAGACGUUCAGGAAGACUCUCGGACUGACCAGGCAAAUUCUCCACUGCAAUCUCCUGGCCCGCCCUCCAAGCGGAAACGCAGUCGGAGCAUUUCGCCAUCUCGUUCUCAACUCAACCCUCGUCCCAAGAGGCGAGACGGGCGUAACCGAGACCGUCCUGGGAGAGGUAGAGGUCGGCCAGAUCGGAAUUUGUCCCCCAGAAGACCUCCAGUACCACGGGGAAAGGGCCUCCGACCGGCAGAUCUUCAUUCUGAGGUCUCAGCGUCUGAGUUGUUGCAGCCUCGCCGCAGACGCUCUAGAUCUCCAGAUUCAUUCGGAGAAAGAGGCAGUUUUUCACCACGUCGCUUUUCUCGAAGCCCUCCGCCGGUCAGAGGUUACUCUGAUCAUUCUUCGCGGCCCUCGUCCCGCCGCUCCGUUUUCUCGGGAGCUUCGCGGCAAUCCCCACCUCCAAAGUUUCGAAAGACGAUAGAAAUGCAAUCUAACCGUCCCAUCCAAUCUGUUGUGGAUGACUCACACCGUUCCCCGUCCCCUCUUCGUCCUAUUCCUAGCUUUGAAACCAUAAGCUCGAAUCAAGCAUCUGAGGGUGACAGUCGACUACGCGAUACGUUCCAGAUACAUGUUAUGCGUGCAUCGGAAAUCCGUGGCUCACGUAGACCGUCUCGUCCACAUGUUGAUACACGACAAUCGUACAAUACGUCCCCACAUUAUGUGACGCCUACGAGCUCACACCAUGGAUCGCCGCAAUCUGGAUCUCCGUUUAGUGGCAGCAGAGGAUCUUGGUCGGGUCAGCAGCAAUAUCAUGCACAACAAGGACAAGUGACCGGUUAUUCGCCACCUUAUCGACAGGCUUCUUAUCCUCCACCUCAAGGCGGAUCGCAAGGCCAAUAUUACCAAGGUCAACAGGCACCAUAUCCUUCCAGUUCAGCUCACUGUCAGCCAGGAUACUCUGGUCAGCCCUAUCGGGCUGGCCCUCCCGGAUAUCGUGGAAAUCAGUAUAACCAGUCUCAGGAUCGUCGAUUCUCCAAUCCAGGCCCACAAUCAUAUGGAACAACACAACCACCGCCACAGCAGCAGCAACAACAACAACAACAAUCGCAGCGGGGAAAGGGAAGCCACUUCAGCAAUCUACAAUGGACUCCUUCCAGUGUACGUGGCCGUGGAGCACACGGACCUCCAGGAGGACCACUUAAACAUCCUCAUCUUCCCGAUGAACGUAUGUCGCCUGAAAUCUACGAAGACGAUAACCCAUUUCGUCCAUCCAAAGAUCUACAGGUGGAAGAUGAAGAUUCAAAACCGAAGCCGGAGAAGACUGGUUCGAAGAAAAUGCCACCUCCCAAUCGACAGCAGAGUGGCACUUCCACUCCCAAGGAAUCAGGGAAAUUUAGUUUCGCUUUUAAAUCAAAAACUCCGGCCCCGGCUACUCCCAAACCAGUACCCGAUCUUGUACAGAGAAUGCGUGAACCCCCUCAAAAAAACGUGGAUUCAACUAAGAAUAAACAAUCCAAUGCUCCUCCUCCGAGGGAGAAGCAUAAUAGCCGUGUUGAUCGAAGGGAUGAUAGACGGGAUUCACGGAGAAAUGACCGCCGGUUUGACAGCAGAAGCGAAAGGCAGCGGGACCGGCGUGAAGAUAGGAGAAUGGAGUCCAGACAUGAACGACAUGAACGACAUGAGCGACAUGAGCGACAUGAACGUCGACCAGAGCGGUCACCUGAACGUAAGAAGCCAAAGAAGAUUCUCAAGCGGUUGAAACCACGUCCUAUGCUCUCUGAAGAAUUCUCAAAGUCGGAUUCUGUCUACUACCGAAAACCCGGAAAUGAGUCCGUGAUUGGAGCGGGAACCUACGGCAAGGUUUUCAAGGCUAUUCAUGUUUAUACAAAUAAUAUGGUUGCAUUGAAAAAGAUACGUAUGGAAGGUGAAAAGGAUGGGUUCCCUAUCACAGCCGUCCGGGAGAUAAGGCUGCUGCAGCAUCUCCGCCAUGACAACGUUGUUUCUCUUCGGGAAGUUAUGGUGGAGAAAAAUGAAUGCUUCAUGGUUUUCGAGUACCUAUCGCAUGACCUGACCGGCCUCAUCAAUCAUCCUACUUUCUCCCUCACAGCUGCCCACAAAAAACAUCUCGCACGGCAAAUGUUCGAGGGCUUAAAUUAUCUACACCACCGCGGAGUGCUACAUCGAGACAUCAAAGCCGCAAAUAUCCUUAUCAGCAACCAAGGUCAGCUAAAGUUUGCCGACUUCGGCCUAGCACGUUUCUUCUCCAAGAGUCGCCAGCUGGAUUACACUAACCGCGUCAUCACCAUUUGGUAUCGUCCCCCCGAACUCCUCCUGGGAGAAACCCGUUACGGACCCGCUGUCGACAUAUGGAGCGCUGCAUGUGUAUGGGUGGAGAUGUUUACCAAAAAGGCAGUGUUCCCCGGCGAAGGUGGUGAAAUAAGCCAACUUGACAAAUUGUAUGCUUCAUUGGGCACUCCUACGCGCACUGACUGGCCGGAUAUCGUCGAAAUGCCAUGGUUCGAGCUGCUACGACCGACAGAACGGAAACCGCGCACGUUUGAAAAUUUUUAUACAGAUAUCCUUUCGCCAGCUGCCUUGGACCUCGUCGCCAAGAUGUUCCAGUAUGAUCCCGCCAAAAGACCAUCUGCUGAGGAGGUCCUGACCCAUACAUAUUUCACAACGGAAGAACCUGCUCCCCAGCAGGCUAUUGAACUUGCAAACAUCGAAGGUGACUGGCAUGAAUUUGAGUCUAAAGCCCACCGUAAGGAAAAGGAUAAAGAAGCCCGUCGUGCAGAGCAUCAGCGUGAGAAGGAAAAACGCAGAGUCAGUGGUGUUGGCGCUGCUGCUCAAGGAAGUGAGGGACGGGAUACCAAGCGGGCUCGGUUAGAAGAAGACGCAUCGCAGCCUCAAUCUCUUGAAAACUGA